AUGAAUAAUCGCUCCAUCGCCUGGUGGCUGAGGCAGAUCGGCCUGCCCCAGUACACUAAGACCCUGGAGAGCGAAUAUUACGGACUAGAGGGUCUGAUGAAUGUAAACGACCAUGAGCUGAAGGAGGUGGGGAUCGAGGACGCCUCGGACAGAGAAACCAUCCUGACUGAGCUUCUCAGGCACCGCCAGAAUCUGGAACCUCAAGCUGGUGUGCAAUUGGAGCGCAGGGUAAGCAGGAAGUACUCACUGGGAUCGUCCAUGGAUUUGGUGAAGCCGAGCAAGGAUUUGUUCCGUCAGAGUGUCCUGCCCCGCCUCCACCGAGCGGACAAAAAGCAGCGCCUCUCCUCGUCCUGCUCCCAGCUGCGACCCCUGGACGAGGACCAGGCUUUCGGCACGCUGGACAGCUGUCGGGAGAGCAAGCGCAGCAAAAGGAGGAGCGUCGCCGUAUACUUGAGCCAUCUGAAGGUUUUUGGAGGUCGUAAAGAGAUGGACUCACUGAAGAAGGAGCUUGAAGAAGAGCUGAAGCUCAGCACUGAAGACCCCAGGAGCCACGCCUGGUACCACGGACCCCUCACCAGAGAGGCUGCUGAGGCUCUCUUCGAGAGGGACGGAGACUUCCUGGUGCGUGACUCCAGCUCGUCCCCGGGCGACUACGUCCUCAGCUGCUACUGGAGGAACGAGCCCAUGCACUUUAAGAUCAUACGGGUGGUCCUGAGACCCAAAAAGGGCUACUCCCGGGAGUUGUUCCAGUUCGAGGAGGACCGCUUCGACAACGUUCCCGCUCUGAUCCGUUUCUAUGUGGGCGGGCGACGGCCCAUCUCUCAGGCCUCGGGCGCCAUCGUCUUCCACCCGCUGACCAGGACGCUGCCUCUGCGCGUCAUCGCCGAGCGACAGCAGCCCGACUGUAAGAGCGGCGCAGGAAGAUCGGCGGAGGGGAAGUCCCGUCAGGAACGCAGCAAGCGGCUCAGCUUCAGCAGCACCCACGGAGAUGCCCUGCACAUUAACCCUCUGCUCAGGAGCGGGAGUCACCCCGGCAACUUGGAGAACCUCGGGUGCAGGCCUUCGCUCCAGUCGGCCCAAUCGGAUAGCAACCUGAGGCCUGGCGCUCCUCAGAACGUCAAACCGGAGGACGUCGUCCCACCUCCCAUCUCUCCAGUGUUCCGCACAGGGAGUGAGCCCCUUCUCAGCCCCAAACCGGAACAAACGCGUCCCUGCCAUCCGGGUGGGGGUGUUACGCUGCGUGGGUCCGAUGGGCAGCUGCACUCCCGAGCGCCCCCCAAGCCACUUAGAAUAUCUGCAGUGUUCCCCAAAGCGCACCGACCCACUGCGCCGUCGGACCAGGAGGACGACCCGUCUGCUUUCUAUGACGAGCUGGUCGUUCAGGUUCCUCAGUCCCGGCGCAAAGGCCACGUGGAUCGACUCCGAGCAGAGGAAAAGUGGCAGAGUCGGGCGCGGAUCACCGAAACCUCAUUUGGGUUCCUGGAUGCCGACAACAAGAGCGAGGUGGCGUCCCGCCUGCCGGAACUUCCCGAAAAGGAACACUUUGAACGUCCGCAGAUUGAGUGGAACUCGUGCUUCCAGUUGGACCGGUUCGAGUCGCUGCUGUUGCCGGACAACAACCGUCCGCUGGAGCCGAGCGUCCUGCUGGCGCUGAAGGAGCUUUUCAAUCGCUCGGACCCCAACCUUACCGCGCUGCACAUGCUCAGCGUGGACUGCCAGGUGGCGCGCAUCGUGGGCGUGACGGCCGAGCAGAGGAGAAUGAUGGGGGUGGGCUCGGGGCUGGAGCUCAUCACGCUGCCGCACGGCCGACAAUUGCGCCAAGACCUGCUCGAGAGGCACCAUCUCAUCGCGUUGGGCGUGGCUGUGGACAUCCUGGGCUGCACGGGCACGGUGAGCCAGCGGGCCACGGUUCUGCACAAGUUCAUCCUACUGGCGCAGGCCCUAAAGGAGCACGCCUGCGACCUCUACGCCUUCUCCGCCGUCAUGAAGGCGCUGGAAAUGCCUCAGGUGAUGCGACUGGAGAUGACCUGGCGCUCGCUGAGGAGGAAUCACACGGAGAGCGCCGUCCUCUUCGAGAAGACGCUCAAGCCCUUCAUGAACUCGCUCAAUGAGAGCAACGAGUGCGUUUUGGGAGGGGCGGUGGCCGUGCCCCACCUGGUGCCCGCGCUGCAGCUGCUGGAGGGCGAGGACGGCGUGGAGGACAGCGAGCGAGGCUGCCAGAUGCUCUAUGACGUCCUGCAGGCGGCGCGCCGCCACGCCGCUCACGCACGCGACUACCGGCGGCACGCCAGCGCUCUCCUUAAGGGCGACUGGACGCCCAUUCCCGAAUUGCUGGAGGCCUUCCGGACCGAGUUUGCCCUGCGACUUUUCUGGGGCCAGUCAGGGGCGGAGGCGGACAAGAAGGAGCGCCACGACAAGUUUGACAAAAUUCUCUGCGUGCUCUCGGACAAACUGGAACCGGUCGAGAUCAGACCCGAAGCGACCCGGCCUCUCAGCUGAGAGCGCGGAAAAGGCUUUCCCGGUGAAAAUGUGAUUCCGGUCAGGAUGGAGAAAGAAGUCUUUGUCAAAGUUAAAUCAAACGCAACCAGUGGACCUUUCAUGCUUGAAGUGGACCGCAAACAUCACUUCAAUUUGCUUUUGUGAGGAAAAGGUUAUUUCAAGUCAGGACGGGCGAGACAGAACUUUCGUCUGUACCAACUUCUGCGUUAUUGUGAGAUGAGACAAAUAUACCAUAACAGACAACGCUCUGUCAAAUAUUAAAUUAUGUGGAUGCAAUAGGAGCCUCGCUGGUUUGGAGUUAGCAUGUUUUACCCCGUGCCUGCGCGUUUUGUUUUUUUUCCAGAUAAUUUCAAUUUCUUCCCACAUUCCAAAAAUGUGCUCGGUAGGUCAAAUUACGCUUUUAAAUUCCCUGUGGCUGUGAAUGGUUGUUUGUUUCUAUGUGCCCUACGAUUGGCUGACGACCAGUUCAGGGUGCACAACCCCCUGGCUCCCACUCACAGAAAGCUGAGGUACGUCCCAGUGCACCUUUGACCCUAGUGAGGAUAAGCGGUGAAUGAGUGAAUGUGAAUAAUGUACAACGAGUGGACCCUUCAGGCAUUGCAGUUGCACAAAUGUGAUUUUGAUUGGUUUGUCAAAAUUAAAUUCUACAUAUGAGUGGAUUUCAGUCUUGUCGGACCGGACCCCCAAACUUCUCCCAUAAGACUGAUGAAAAUGUGAAUUCAAGCAUCCACACAACAAGUCACCCUUUCAGUCUUUAAGUGUACCACAGCCCGUCUAAGCAGUUGUACAAAGUGGACCGCAGUCUUUUGGGAUGAAAAUGAGAUUUAAAGCGACGGAAGAGAACUCCUUCUCUCGGUUAAAUUGCAGAUGCGAGAGGACCCCUGAAGUCUCCGAGAACUGCAGCCCGUCAAGGCAGCUGUGUGAACACCUCCCAGGAUUCCAAAGACUUUGUGAGAAAUGUCAAUUCGGACAUUACGGACGUCAUUGUGAAAUUGUACAAGCGGACCCUUUGUUUUGAAUUUGAUCACAGCCUAUCUAGGCAGAUCGUUUUUUAAAAAAAUUAUUAUGGGUAAAUGUUGGCAUACACAGUUGAUGCUGCCACA
Syngnathoides biaculeatus (alligator pipefish) is the source of this 3602-nucleotide messenger RNA. RefSeq names its product SH2 domain containing 3A (gene sh2d3a). The transcript is spliced from 17 exons. Bases 1 to 2499 code for a protein of 832 amino acids. Gene Ontology annotation, biological process: small GTPase-mediated signal transduction; positive regulation of peptidyl-serine phosphorylation. Lineage: Eukaryota; Metazoa; Chordata; Actinopteri; Syngnathiformes; Syngnathidae. The record is from RefSeq and is a predicted model, not a curated record. Gene Ontology annotation, molecular function: guanyl-nucleotide exchange factor activity; phosphotyrosine residue binding.